Molecule: messenger RNA, 3209 nt
Organism: Medicago truncatula (barrel medic)
Lineage: Eukaryota; Viridiplantae; Streptophyta; Magnoliopsida; Fabales; Fabaceae
Product: rust resistance kinase Lr10
Exons: 2
Coding region: 157-1203 (348 amino acids)
Biological process (GO): protein phosphorylation
Molecular function (GO): protein kinase activity; ATP binding
Source: RefSeq, a predicted model, not a curated record
AUAAAUUUUCGUACAUUACUAUCUGGAGUCGUAUCUUUCCAUUAUUACAUUAUUAUUGGUCAGGCGCUUGGUUUUCUAGUCGGUGCUAAAUUUGUUCUUGGCGUGCCAUGUGUCCUUUUAUUAUUAAUUUACAAAUGGCGACAGAGACACUUAUCGAUGUACGAGGGCAUCGAAGAUUUUCUGCACAGUAACAAUGACAUCAUGCCUAUAAGAUACUCAUACAAAGACAUCAAAAAAAUAACUGAGCAAUUCAAGACAAAAUUAGGGAAUGGAGGCUAUGGCUCUGUCUACAAAGGACAACUUCGAAGUGGUCGUCUUGCAGCGGUGAAAUUAUUGGACAAAGCCAAAUCCAAUGGUCAAGAUUUUAUCAAUGAAGUUGCUACCAUCGGUAGGAUUCACCACGUUAAUGUGGUACAACUUAUUGGAUUUUGUGUGGAUGGGUCAAAGCGUGCUCUAAUAUAUGAAUUCAUGCCAAAUGGGUCACUUGAAAAAUACAUAUUUUCUCAUACCAAGGAUUGUUUUUCCUUGAGUUGUGAAAAGUUGUAUGCCAUUUCUGUUGAAGUGGCUCGAGGCAUUGCGUACUUGCAUAACGGAUGCAAUGUGAAAAUUCUACACUUUGAUAUAAAGCCUCAUAACAUUCUUCUUGAUGAAAGUUUCAAUCCAAAAGUUUCUGAUUUUGGACUUGCCAGACUUUCUCCUACAGAUAAAAGCAUUGUGUCAUUAACUGCAGCAAGAGGAACCAUUGGAUAUGCCCCUGAACUUUUCUACAGAAAUGUUGGAAUGAUAUCUUACAAAGCUGAUGUCUAUAGCUUUGGGAUGUUGUUAAUGGAGAUGGCAAGUAGAAGGAAGAACUUGAAUGCAUUGGCCGAACAAUCUAGCCAAAUUUAUUUCCCUUUUUGGAUUUAUGAUCGAUUACAUGAUGGAAGGGAAGUAACUAUUGAAAAUGACACAGAUCAGGAAAUGAAAUUGGCAAAGAAAAUGAUGACCGUGGCUUUGUGGUGUAUACAAACAAAACCCGAGGAUCGUCCUUCAAUGGAUAAAGUUUUGGAGAUGCUUGAAAAAGAAGAUGGGGACUUACAAAUUCCUAAUAAGCCUUACUUUUGUCCACAAGAUCCACCAACAGCAGACGUUGGAGAUGAUAAUAAUAGCAACUCAUGGACUUCCUAUGGUACAUCAAUUAGUGAUCCCAAGGGACCAACCUAAUCUCUUUUUGGUUCUUGGCUGAAUUACAUAUCAUAUUGUUCGUACCCCAAGCAUUAAUAUAAGUAUGCAACUUUUAUUUACACACGCGCGCGCGCGUGUGUGUGUGUGUGUGAAUAUUCUCUCUGGAUGGUAACAGAUAUUAUGGUAUAUAAUCUAUGGGUAUCUGCUACAUAAAAUUACCAAAUGCCCACUGUUGUGCAACUUAUUAUGUAGCAAUAAAUAGAAUUUUGUCUUAAUCUACCGAUUCUCCAUUGAUCUUGAAGCUAGAUUGGACCUUCACCCGAUUAUGCCAAGAUAGGUAUUAAACAACGCUUCUAAAGGGAUGUGUAUUAUAUCGUUGUUAAGCCAUAAGACAGCGCUUUUUAUAUCAGUUGAUAUAAUUCAAAGUUAGUUACAUUGUUAGUUGAAUAUAACUGCGUCAAAGGUCAACUUGACAAACCAAACAAGAAGGAAUGGUGAGACUAUAAUUGACUUGAUGAAGAUUGAAAAGGUGUUGAAAAUAUUGACAUCAAGGUUUCAUCAUAUUGUAGUAGCCUUGGAGGAAUCCAAAAAUCUUGAUGAAAUGAAAGUUGAAGAUCUGCAAGCAAGCCUUGAUUAACAAAAGUAAAGAUAAGGUAAAUUCAAGGAAGAACCAAAGCUCCAAGAAUCAUGGUGAAGGUUCAAUCAAGGGUCAAGAACAUAGCUCAAAAGAAGAAAGUGUAGAAGGCAGGUCCAAUAAUUACAAAGGGUAGAAAAAGAAAGUUGAGAAGAAAUACAUUCAAUGAUAUAACUGUGAGAAGCGGGGUCAUUUUGCAGCUGACUUCAAGUCUAAGAAGGUUGCAAGAGAUAGAGCAGAUGAAGAACAGUUUUCCUACAAUGAAGAUGAAUCUGAUGCUGGUGGAGUUUUAUUAAUGGCUACUAUCAAAGGUGAAGAUUAUGACCGAUGGUAUUUGGAUACAGGUUUCUCAAAUCACAUGAGUGGCAAGAAAAAUUGGUUUUAUAUUAAUCUAAAUGAGUCAGUUAAGAGAAAGAUAAGAUUUGCAUACAACAUUAUGGUUAACGCAAAAGGGAUUAGAAAGGUUAAGAUUCGAAGGAAUGAUGGUACAGAAUCAUUCAUCUUGGAUAUGCUUUAUGUCCCAACUAUGAGAAGCAAUCUCAUAAGUCUUGGACAGUUGCUUGAAAAAGGUUAUACCAUGAAGAUGGAAGCAUGUGCAAUGAAGGUGUAUAAUAGCAAAGGGAAGAUUGAUUUUAAAGGCACCAUUGUCGGUGAUAGCACUUUUAUUUAUUUUCAAGCACGGUCUACGGUGAAAGCACUGUCGCACACAUACUUUUUUUUAGAUUUAAUUUUAUUACUAAACAUAUGAGCAUUGUUUCAUUAACAGCAGCAAGAGGAACCAUUGGAUACAUGGCCCCUGAAUUAUUCUACAGAAAUGUCGGCACAAUAUCUCACAAAGCUGAUGUCUAUAGUUUUGGAAUGUUGUUGAUGGAGAUGGCAAGUAGAAGGAAGAACUUGAAUGCAUUGGCUGAAAAAUUGAGAAUGACACAGAUGAAGAAAUGAAAUUGGCAAAGAAAACGAUGAUUGUGGCAUUAUGGUGUACUCAGACAAAACCUAGUGAUCGUCCUUCAAUGGAUAAAGUGAUUGAGAUGCUUGCAUAAGAAGAUGGGGAUUUGCAAAUGCCUAAGAAGCCUUACCUUUAUCCACAAGAUCUACCAGCUGAGGAUUUUUGAGAUGAUAAUACUAGAAGUUCGUGGUUUUCCUCUGAUACAUCAAUAAAUGAUUUCAUGAAACCCUGAUCUCGUAUUGGUUCUCGGAUGAGUCGCACAAAAAUUGAAGCAUAUUCACUGCCAACCAACUCGUUCAAAGUAUUUCCCAACUUAUGCAAUUAAUUUUAAAUUUGUAUUGGUCUCACCAUGUAUGAGUAUUAAAGUAAUCAAGUUGAGACAUCCAUUGUCAUCCCUUGUAGUCAGAAUGAUAACUAUUUCAAAUCCGUAAAUUCAAUGUACCAAGUAAGUUGUGAGUUUUAUGA